Molecule: messenger RNA, 498 nt
Organism: Dentiscutata erythropus
Lineage: Eukaryota; Fungi; Glomeromycota; Glomeromycetes; Diversisporales; Gigasporaceae
Source: the annotation of a GenBank genome assembly
AUGUCAACUCAUGCUCAAGGUGAAAAAAAAGAAACGGAAUUAUCUGAGAAAUUGGAGCCAUUGAAAUCUGUGCAAGCAGUGGAUGAGGAAAUUUCACAAACAACUCGUGCUAGACGACUUUAUAAAACAGAUUCUGAAGAAACAUUUUCCUCAACUUCACCCGAAUCAAUAACUUACGUCUUUCGCCGCUCACAUUUUAUUUCACCAACAUCUGUCAGUACGUCUGGAUUAGCGUUUAACGACGUUAACUCGAAUUAUUCAUCACUUAGGCGAUACGUGUCGUCACCUUGGCCUAUAGCGAGGCCAUUUCAGGAAUUUUCCAAUGCAUCUACUUCAUACCCAGACACACCUAUUUACUUUCCAAAGUUUUCAGAGCAAAUAAUGUAUGCACAACUUUUAAAGAGUACGAAUAGAGAUGCUGGUAAUUUUAUUUCACCAGCAUCUUUAAAUACGAAGAGUUCUUCAGACAUCGAAGAAAAAUUGGUUUGGGUAAGUUAA